AUGUUAUAUCAUGUAAUUGAAACUGUUUCUUCUCUUAACUUGAUAAUGGAAUAUAUUGGAAAUAAUAGUCUUUAUUAAUAUCUCAAAAAUAAGAAAAAAAACUAACUCCUUAUAUAUGAUGUAAAAAAGAUUUUUAGAUAAAUAAUUUAAGGAGUUGAUUAUAUUCAUUAAAAAAAUGUCUGUCAUAGAGAUAUUAAACUUGAAAAUUUACUUUUAGAUGAUGAUCUUAAUAUUAAAAUUAUUGACUUUGGAUUUGCUGUUUGUUCCCCUCAUGAUAGAAAAUUAAAUAGCUUUUGUGGAACUCCAAGUUAUAUGGCGCCUGAAAUUAUAAAGAAAGUUGAAUAUUCGGGAUAAAAGGUAGAUAUAUGGAGUUGUGGUAUUGUUUUAUAUAUCCUAGUUUGUGGGAAAUUUCCUUUUAAAGGUUAUGAUGAAAAAGAUCUAUAUAGGAAAAUUCUAAAAAAUAAUUAUUAAAUACCUUCUUUUGUUGAUAAUUAAACAAAAACUUUACUAAAAAAAUUAUUAUCGCAAAAUCCAGAAGAUAGACCUUAAAGUUGGCAAGUAAAAACUUAUUUAUUUAUUUUUAAUUUUUAACUUUUUUUAAUUUCAAAAGAUUUUGUAAGAUGA
Molecule: messenger RNA, 624 nt
Organism: Ichthyophthirius multifiliis
Lineage: Eukaryota; Ciliophora; Oligohymenophorea; Hymenostomatida
Product: protein kinase domain protein
Exons: 3
Biological process (GO): regulation of cytokinesis; mitotic cell cycle; protein phosphorylation
Cellular component (GO): spindle pole; nucleus; cytoplasm
Molecular function (GO): protein kinase activity; ATP binding
Source: RefSeq, a predicted model, not a curated record